GUCCCCACCUGCAGGCCGGGCGCUCUCCUCGGAGCUCGGAUGGGCCGGGCGCUGUGGCCGCGGGAGCUGCCGGUUCUGGAGAGACUCUGGGAAUUCCCACGUCGGCCAAGCCAGCCCGACGCAGUCUUCGGCGAGGGAGGCGGCCCCGCGCGGGACCUGGGGAGCGACCCCGCAGCCCACCAUGAAGUUCCAGUACAAGGAGGACCACCCCUUCGAGUAUCGGAAAAAGGAAGGGGAGAAGAUCCGGAAGAAGUACCCGGACCGGGUCCCGGUCAUCGUGGAAAAGGCUCCUAAGGCCAGGGUGCCUGAUCUGGACAAGAGGAAGUACCUAGUGCCCUCCGACCUCACUGUUGGCCAGUUCUACUUCUUAAUCCGGAAGAGAAUCCACCUGAGACCUGAGGACGCCUUAUUCUUCUUUGUCAACAGUACCAUCCCUCCCACUAGUGCUACCAUGGGCCAGCUGUAUGAGGGCUUGGGUCCAGAGAUGAUGAAUGCGAGUGUUUCCUGAACUGUCAUCACAUCUCUCCUUCCAGGACAACCACGAGGAAGACUGUUUUCUGUACGUGGCCUACAGUGACGAGAGUGUCUAUGGAAAGUGAGUGGUGGAAGCCCAGCAGAUGGGAGCACCUGGACUUGUUGGGAGGGGAGGGAUGUGAGUGGGACUGGAGGGAGGAGAGGGAGGGCUCCCACCAUGGAGAAGACAGAGGCGAAGACCCUGGAAACCACGCUGCACACACUGUCGUCACAUUUUCACAUGCUCAGUUGAUGUUUUUUUUGCUGCUUCCUCGGCCCAGGGAGAAAGCAUGUUAGGACAGAACUGCUGGAUUGGCUUUGAUAGAGCGAUGAGGGUGCCUUAAGGUCAUGGCAUUGCCAAGAAUUAAGGUUUUUUGUCAUUUCAUAGGAGGUCGGAAGGUGGGCAGGUUAAAGCCAGGGGUGAAUGCAAUCCAGCAGCAAUUCCCAUCUCUUUGGGCAGAGAUUUGAGUUUUGACAUUCGUACAAGAUACGUAGGAAAGGGAACAGGAAUUCCUUAGGAAUUGUAGUGGACCGUACCCGGGGACCAAAAGACACCCAACAGUAACUGAAGCAUUGUAGCCUUUGAUCUCCCAUUUCUCCACUUCCUCCAUCCCCCGCUAGUCUCUUCUCAUAUGUGAAUGUCACCCUCCUACGCCGGAGGCGGUGGUAGAUAUCCAAACAGACAUUUAGACAGCUGUUUUAACUUUGGAAAACAGCAGUCCGAUGGAAGGUGAUUCUGAUUCGGAUUAGUUCUGAUUGCCUUAAACUGGAACUGACUGAGCGUUGUGCUUCUGUCUUAACCUGCUCUCUCUCUGGUGCCCCCUCUCCCAAACCUACUUUGGAGUUUCUUGAACCUUGGGCACUUUCAGUUGCAGGCUAAAGCCACUCCUUUCGUGUUGCCUUUAGCAGUUUCGUUGUACAGGGACAGAGGUGUCGUGGAAGGGGCAGGAAUGAGGUGAGGUAGAUUAUGUAUACUUGCCAUGCAUCCAGGAUUCUGGCUUCCUGGCUGUCGUCCCUCAGUCUCAUGUGCACAGGAUGCUAAGCAAUGGCCAGCUGCUUCCCUCCUCUGGUUUUGAUCCACGGCAGCUGCUAAUUAGAAAUGUUUAGAGGGAUGACUGAGUAGUUCACGGGGGUUUUAUUGGUUUCUUUUUGUUUUGGAGGCUGAGGAGUGGGGUGGGGAGCAGAAACUGCACUCAGACGUGACAUUUCAUCUCUGCUAAUAAAAAGGAUCCUUCCUGUGGGGGAAAUCCACGUGUCUGUCCUGUCAGCUUCAGGUUCUUGUAUAAUGAAGUCAAUCUUAUCAGGCCAAGGAAAUAAAAUAAUUGCUUACUGUAAAAAUCAA
Heterocephalus glaber (naked mole-rat) is the source of this 1855-nucleotide messenger RNA. Lineage: Eukaryota; Metazoa; Chordata; Mammalia; Rodentia; Bathyergidae. The record is from RefSeq and is a predicted model, not a curated record.